Lepus europaeus (European hare) is the source of this 993-nucleotide messenger RNA. RefSeq names its product olfactory receptor 10T2-like. The record is from RefSeq and is a predicted model, not a curated record. NCBI's taxonomy places the organism in Eukaryota, Metazoa, Chordata, Mammalia, Lagomorpha, Leporidae. The coding region runs from base 1 to 993 and encodes 330 amino acids. Gene Ontology annotation, biological process: G protein-coupled receptor signaling pathway. Gene Ontology annotation, molecular function: olfactory receptor activity; G protein-coupled receptor activity. Gene Ontology annotation, cellular component: membrane. The transcript has 2 exons.
AUGAGGCCGGAAGCGAAUGCUGGCAGAACCUGGGGCUGCGCUCCUGAGCAGCAGCCGGGAAACGGCACGGAGCGGGUGACCGAGUUCGUGCUGGUGGGAUUCUCCAGCGUCCCGCACCUGAGGCCCACGCUCUUCGCGCUCUUCCUGCUCACCUACCUGGUCACCCUGGGCGGCAACGCCACCAUCAUCGCCCUCAUCCACGCCGACCGCAGCCUGCACACGCCCAUGUACCGCUUCCUGGCCGUGCUGUCCCUCUCCGAGACCUGCUACACGCUGGUCACCAUCCCCAACAUGCUGGCGCACCUGCUGCUGCGCAGCCAGGCCAUCUCCAUCGCGGGCUGUCGCGCGCAGAUGUUCUUCUUCCUGGGCCUGGGCUGCAGCCACUGCUUCCUGCUGACCCUCAUGGGCUACGACCGCUCGGUCGCCAUCUGCCGGCCGCUGCGCUACGCGCUCAUCAUGAGGCCGUCGGUCUGCCUCGGCCUGGGGGCCCUGGUGUUUGGCGCCGGCUUCUCCGUGGCCUUGACCGAGACCUGCCUGGUCUUCUGGGCGCCCUUCUGCGGCGGGCGGCGCGUGGAGCACUUCUUCUGCGACAUCGGCCCGGUGCUGCGGCUCAGCUGCGCCCAGAGCGCGCGCCGGGCCCUGGCCAUCUUCUUCCUGAGCGUCCUGGUGGUCCUGGUCUCCUUCCUCCUCAUCCUCCUGUCCUACGCCUUCAUCGUGGCCGCCGUCGUGCGCAUGCCCUCGGCCGCCAGCCGGCGCAAGGCCUUCUCCACCUGUGCGGCCCACCUCACCGUGGUGGUGGUGCACUUCGGCUGCGCCUCCAUCAUCUACCUGCGCCCGGACUCGGGCGGCCACCCGGCCCGGGACCGCCUGGUGGCCGUGUUCUACACGGUGGUGACGCCGCUGCUGAACCCCGUCGUGUACACGCUACGCAACCAGGAGGUCCGCGUGGCGCUGCGCAGGACGUUGGCACGCACCUGCCGGCCACCUAAAUAA